UGGCAAAAGGGGCGGCGGCGGCGGUGAGAAAGAGCUUGCCGAGGGGCGAGCGGGACAGGACGAAGCCGGAGCGGAGGGGGCAGAGGAUUCGCUCCUGGAGCGGCUGCGACCAGGCUGCAAAGAGGCUAGGACGGCUGGAUCCGUCGCUGAGGUAUAUGAGUGACCCAAAGCUGCAAAUAAAGACGGGGAGAGAGCAGUGCCAACUUGGAGCAGGGCAAGGAUGCCAAUUCCUCCUCCCCCUCCACCCCCACCUGGUCCUCCUCCACCUCCCACUUUUAAUCAGGCCAACACAGAGCCGCCCAAGCUGAGUAGAGAUGAGCAGCGAGGUCGAGGUGCCCUCUUACAGGACAUAUGCAAAGGGACCAAGCUGAAGAAGGUGACCAACGUUAAUGACCGGAGUGCUCCCAUCCUGGAGAAGCCCAAAGGGAGCAGUGGGGGUUAUGGCUGUGGAGCAGCUGCCUUGCAGCCCAAAGGAGGACUUUUCCAAGGAGGAGUGCCCAAGCUCAGACCUGUGGGAGCCAAGGAUGCUUCAGAGAAUCCAGCUGGUAAGCCAGCUCUACAAGUCCCCAGUUCUCGAGCUGCCGCCCCCAGGCCUCCAGUGUCUACAGCCAGCGGGCGUCCUCAGGAUGAUACAGACAGCAGUCGAGCCUCACUCCCAGAACUGCCGCGGAUGCAGAGACCCUCUUUGCCAGACCUCUCUCGGCCUAAUACCACCAGCAGUACUGGCAUGAAGCACAGCUCCUCUGCCCCACCUCCGCCCCCCCCAGGGCGGCGUGCCAAUGCACCCCCUACACCUCUGCCUAUGCACAGCAACAAAGCCCCAGCCUACAACAGAGAGAAACCCUUGCCGCCAACACCUGGACAGAGGCUUCAUCCUGGCCGAGAAGGACCUCCUGCUCCUCCCCCAGUCAAACCACCUCCUUCCCCUGUGAAUAUCAGAACGGGACCAAGUAGCCAGUCUCUGGCUCCUCCUCCACCGCCUUACCGCCAGCCUCCUGGGGUCCCCAAUGGACCCUCCAGUCCCACUAAUGAGUCAGCCCCUGAGCUUCCACAGAGACACAAUUCUUUGCAUAGGAAGACACCAGGGCCUGUCAGAGGCCUGGCACCUCCUCCACCCACCUCAGCCUCUCCCUCUUUACUGAGUAAUAGGCCACCUCCCCCAGCGCGAGACCCUCCCAGUCGGGGAGCAGCUCCUCCACCCCCACCACCCAUGAUCCGAAAUGGUGCCAGGGAUGCUCCGCCUCCCCCCCCACCAUACCGAAUGCAUGGGUCAGAGCCCCUGAGCCGAGGAAAGCCCCCACCUCCGCCUUCAAGGACACCAGCUGGGCCACCCCCUCCUCCACCACCUCUAAGGAAUGGCCACAGAGAUUCCAUCACCACUGUCCGGUCUUUCUUGGAUGAUUUUGAAUCAAAGUAUUCCUUCCAUCCAGUAGAGGAUUUUCCUGCUCCAGAAGAAUAUAAACACUUUCAGAGAAUAUACCCCAGCAAAACAAAUCGAGCUGCCCGUGGAGCCCCACCUCUGCCACCCAUUCUCAGGUGAAGCCUGGCUUGCUCCUGUUCUCAGGAAAAGGAUGGACCCUCUCUACUUCUCAGAUGGUCCCUUCCAUUCCCCUGAAUCCUGCAUGAGAGCUCCUAACUUGUUUCUCCAGUGCAACCAACCCCUAGACUCGAAGCGUCCUCCCAGCUCACCUCCAUCUAUGCAUCUCGUCUCUGGAUUUGGCGAUCGGACUCUUUGUAUUGCAGUAGGGUCUCAAACCCUGCAUCCGUCCUCUAGUAAGCCUUGCUAGCCAAAUGAGGAAGAAGUUUCUGUGUCUCCUGCUCUCCUCCUGGGGAAAGGUGCCUUGCUAUGAUAAGUUAACUUGUUGGGGCAGGGUGAGGAAUGAUAGCCCUACCUCCUCCUCCCAACUGUGGGGGAGCUUCGCAGGUGUACAAUAUUUCAUCAUUUAGGAGGCUGGCAUGGCAAGGACUUCUGGGGAAGAGGGACAUUAUUAGUGAAACAGGAAAGGAGUUUUCAGAGAAGUGAUCUGUUUUAAAGGUCAGGUUUGGAGAAUGGGCAAGGAAAUGGGUUUGCUUUAUUUUUAGGGGUAUUUUGUUUUUUUUUCUCACUUUUCCUCCCCACUGCCCAGGGAUAAGUUGGAUAUAAAGACUAAAUACUAAUCAGUUAAACUAAACAUUCAAUAAAAAGAAAGGGUAAAGUAAACUGAGGAUCAUUUUAGAGCUAGUCGGUUCCUCUGCAGCAAAGGGACCAGGAGCCAUUUGAGCCUUCUGAGACUCUCUGCCCCAUUUCCUCAGGGUGCUAGACUGAGGCAUAUUCGUCCUCCCUUCUGCCACCCAUUCCCUCAAGAAAAAAAAUCACUUCUAGUUGGGAAAGUCAUUCAUUAACAAAUUCCAAAAACCUCUGUUGAGAGAUCAAAAGAUAAGGCCUGAGCCUGAACCUUGGCCUUAACCUCAACUGUGAGUCUUGUCUCAGUUGUUUCUGACUGUCCAUAAAGUGGUCAGUGGGCCUUGGAGUCCUUUAGCUCCUGGAGGCUGCCUGCAGAUGACAGAAAAGGUAAGAGUGAAGCACUUCAUGGAAGGGACAGACAGGGGAGAGGGGGCUACAGAGGAUUUUAUGGUCUGCUCAUACUGAAACUCAGAGCCUGUCUGACUGAGCAGGCUCUUCCUGUUCCUUUCUCCACCACCCUUGCCUUCCCAAGGCAGUAGGGGUUAACACAGCAGGGUAGAGAAGGGUAAGGAAGUGAGUAGAAGCUUACAGGGAUAUUCAAAGAUUCCUCUAUGCCAAGAAACACAUCAGUGAGGUGUGCCUCAGUUCAGUAGGUCUUCCUUGGCAGCCAGCAGUAUGUCUUUUUUCUUUUUUGUCUUCCAGGUGCUGCUUUAUUAAAAAGCACAGAGAAAGUGGAGGUUCUAACUGAGGUUGGACAGUGAGACAGGGACUUUGUUUUCUGCAACAGCAGGCUGGGGUUCCUGGACUGCACACAUAAGAUGCCACCUGCAGAGGCUGCUCAGAGCUUGCCAUGAGAGCCAGCAGACCAUGGCUAUUUAAAAAGGAUGGGGAAAAUUAGUUUAAAAUUUCACCAGACACAUCAUAGGCAUAAAUUGCCUUGGGGACCUUUCUGAUCUGUUGGAUCACAGGCUAAGGAUUGUCUCAGGUGAAACCCAAGUUUUCCUAGUACUAGUGAGGGGCCCAACUUGGUUUAUUUGUGUGGGGUCUGCUAUCCUUAGCCAUCCCUUGGACCACAUUGAUUCUGGCACCAACAAUGAUUAGGUCUGUCACCAAACAUUUUCUAAUCGUUCUUUUCAUAUCCAUUAGCAGUUACCUCUCAGAAGUAUCCCCAGCAUUCCUGAAGUGAAUAGAGCUGAGAGGGGGGAUGCUGGUGGAGGGAAAAGUAGAGAGUUCCAGGGCUGACGCUCAGCAGAGUUCCAGGGUACAUGCUGACACGUUACUGAACUUUGACUGUGAAGUCUUCCCAUUUAUUUUUGAAAUGGGAGUUGAUGCCUUUUGUACAAUGUUAUCAAAGUGUCUUUUUCUUUAUUUCAAACAUGGAGCGUCAAAAUAAGUAUCACAAGUAAGGCCAAACCCCAGCUGUUCUUUGGGGCUGCUACCUUCCUCCCCAUGACCUGCUGCCCCUCACACUCCCAGCAGUUGGACUGUCACCUGGGUGUUGAUUGUAUUUCACUCUAGGCCUCAUGAGAAAAGGCCUAUGUCUAGAUCCUGUCCAUGGGUUUUCUGUUUCAGAGCAUGUUUGAUGACAGCAUCUGUUUAAAUGUCUUUGCCUUAUACAUUAUUUGGUCCACUGUUAAUAAUAGAUGUAUUAUCAUGUAUAUUUACUAUUGAAGAUGGGAAUGUGAUCCUCAUAGUUACUGGUUUAUUUUGUAUGUUGUAAAAAGAAGCUUGUAAUACAGGUUUAAGGUGGGCUGUCUACAAGAGCACUAAAACUUCUCACCUUUUAAACUGCUCUCUUUAUCUGCUUGUGGGAAUGUUGUCUCUUCAGUGGAAGGUUGGGUGGUCUCAUGUUGAGGCUGUUCCCCAGUCCUGUUAACUCCCUGUCCCCUCUCAGAAGGAAGAGACAUUGCCCACUGAAGCAUUAGGAAGCUGUAUUAACAGCCCCUGUGUGGGUUUGAUUUUAUAAUGUUUUUCCCUAGUGGAAAAAACUCAGUAGUUGUUUCUUACUGCCUUGUCUGGGAAACAGGGCAGUGGCCUCCAGGUUUUAAAUAAGGUAGGUACCCUUCUUCCCCCUCUUCUCUGGUCACCAAACCUGGACCAAAGCACUUUGAUAUUCCAGGUGUGGUUUGCUCUGUGGUGGGGAUUUGCUUCGGCUGUACUGCGCCCAUUAUUUCCACAGCCUAGACCAGCAAAGAAAGAGCCUGGAGCUACCCUGCCAAUGAGGCUGCUGUCUCCAGGAAUUCAUCCCAGCCCUCCUAACUGGCAAAGGCAAGGAGACUAGUCACUGGCCUUCGCACUGGGGGAAUCCCCUAACCCUGCAGCUUUCCCACUUGAAACCCAGAUUUACCUCCCGGGGAGGGGCGAGGAAAAAUUGUAAAUAGACUUACUACAGAGCAACUCAGGGUUGGGGUGUGUUUUAAUUCUCCUGAUCACUUGAAAUAAUCUGUAGGCCGAGUGCUUAUGGGAGUGGGGGAGAAGCGUGACUCCAGGGUCCUUCCCUCUGCAAAGCUCUAGGGGUGGCGUGUGGGGCAUCUGAUGCCCUUUAAUGGCACUACAUUGAGCUGCUUGUCCUUCUGCUUACCUGACCUGCAUCAACUGCAAAUCAGAUUCUCCACAUUCCAGUUGCAGUCUUCCUUUCCCUGUUGAAUCUCGGUGUCUGCCCGUGUGGUUGAGGUGGCCCUCUAUGAAGCCAGCCUGAUUUAGAGGUGGGAAGGGAGAAAGGAGGGCCAUUACAACUCUGCCUUCAAGAUUCAAUGAAAUCAAACUACAACCACCUUCAAAACCACACACCAAAAGGAAAAAAAAAAUUGUUUAACUGAAGGAAGGGUUUGAUUCCAUUCAACUCCACGUUCAUUGUGCCUUUACUUGUGUUAGAUUUUUGUGCUUUCUUCCUCUCCCUCUUUGAAGUAAUUAAAAUCUUCCUUGAUAACUGCUGUUUUCAUCUUUCUACUCUUGUUUUUGAUAACCUAGUGGGGUCCUUUUCUAAUUGUCUCAAACCUCAUUCCACCGGCAGCACAGGGGCCUCACCUUCUUUUCUCAUGUCUAACCUUUAUCCUUUCCCAGUGACCAGCAUGUUAAGUCACAGUCAACACUGAAUAAAAGACUAGCAUGAUGUGCGGGCAGGUGUGUGUGUGUGCGUGUGUGUGUCCAUCCGUCUGCAUGUGAAUCAAUUUCCUUUAAAAGAUAAUUUAUUGUAUGAUUUAUUUUGGAGUUAUAUUUUGAUUACAGUGUUCUUCCCAAAUGGCAUUGAUACUACACCCCUUCCCCAAUGUAAUCUGGUUUCAGGUUGGAGUCCUUGGUACAUUUCUUUCUCUGAAUGCCGUGCAGUUUAAUUAAACCACAAAAACAAAAAUAGACGUGAAAACUGUGUCCUCUUGUCUGGAAUACUGCUUCCAGUGGUGCUCAUAGACAGAGGGAAAGAUCUGUUGCUCAUGUUCUCAGUGAGUGCAGUGGCUUGAGUCCAGGGCCUCUGAGGUAGUAGAUGCAUUGACCUGGUCAGAGGCAGUAGCUGCAGCUUCCCCAGGUUUUUUCCUUCCCUUCUGCUAUUCUGAAAAUAUCACAGUUGAGUUAGCCAUGCUGACCAGGAGACUCUGACAGUCAUUAUUCUGUACUUUCCACCUCACUCCCUUUUGUGAUUUUAGGGAAUCCAGGAGGCCUCAUGGCCUUGUGUCCUUUUCCUUAUAUUCCUUAUGAUCCUUUCCACCUGUGUUGCAUGGCAAGUUCUCAAAUUGAGGAGAGGAAGAAAAGGUAGGGGCAGGGCACACAGACUCAUGUGUAUCUGUUUUCAUAUGGGUGUUGGCCAGGUUUUUUUUUUUUUUUUUUUUUUUAACUUUUUUAAGCUGGCAUCUUAGCUGGUUUUCAUGAACUUUGACUUUACGUGUAAAAAUUCAACCAUUCUCUGCUUACCGUAGCCAGCUGAUGUAAUAACCACUAAGGCUUAAUGAGCUUAACUUGUACUUUCAUAACUAGCAAAGGUCUUGAAAUUAUUUCCCAUACUGAUUCAUAAUGGGUGUGUGUAUGAAUCAUUCACAUAAUUUAGAUAUAAAAACCUAGGAGGGUGAGGGAGGGUUAAAAAAAAGGGCUCCUUUUAUUUUCAUCCGUGCUUACCAGAUUGGCUGAAUUCUUCAUUUUUUGACCCACCAUUGUUAUUAAUAUGAUUAAUAAACUAUUUAUUGAUUUAAUUGUU
Messenger RNA from Oryctolagus cuniculus (rabbit), 6350 nucleotides. RefSeq names its product WAS/WASL interacting protein family member 2 (gene WIPF2). Lineage: Eukaryota; Metazoa; Chordata; Mammalia; Lagomorpha; Leporidae. The record is from RefSeq and is a predicted model, not a curated record. Gene Ontology annotation, molecular function: actin binding.